This is a messenger RNA of Penaeus vannamei (Pacific white shrimp), 1541 nucleotides long. RefSeq lists its product as uncharacterized. NCBI's taxonomy places the organism in Eukaryota, Metazoa, Arthropoda, Malacostraca, Decapoda, Penaeidae. The record is from RefSeq and is a predicted model, not a curated record.
UGGAGAGAAAGGGCUCCUUCUGGAUCUACUUCAUGGGGGAUUCCAAAAUUAGAUACGUGUUCAUGAAUUUAUUGAAAAGGACUGACGAGAUAUUUCGCUACAAGAUUGACUGUAAGAACGAAAGCCUGACGUACCCAGAGCUGGAGAGAAGCCUGACCAAGCUGAUGUGGGACAAUUCGGAGGUUUCGACGCCGCUGUUUCCGGGCUUUCGCAUCACCAACAGUUUCAGCACGUUCAAGGAAAUCAUGCCAUCCAAGUUCUCGAAGUUGAAGGAGCUGAGCCAACUUCAGCGCUGGUCUGAAGGCGCCGAGACUCUUCCCGACCUGCUGAUCGUAGGCUACACUACCUGGAUGCUGCUGGAGACCCGCCUGUACGACAACGAAACUCGCUCCAUACACGAUGUGCUGGCGAUGAUGCUCGAGAUGCACCGCUACGUUGUACCUCGUCUGGAAGAGAUUUCGAAGGCCACGCGAGUCAUCGUGCUCUCCCAGAGCCGCUAUCGACCUCACUCCCCGAACAGGUUCAACAGAAGAGCGGCUCUCAGCAACGCGAACCUCGAAUGGAGUGAGAUGACGUUCCUGCACUUCAUGCGAGCCAAUAGAGAGGGCCAUGGCUUCGUCCCUCGAGCCGGACAGCAGACAGACUCCCGGGCCAGCGAGCACGGACCGAAUAGUCAGGGAUCGUUCGACUGGAAUAAUGCACAGAAAGUUUGGCCAUUCACGCACACACAAGACCGUGAUUUCAGCAACGAACCGCAAGACAAAAGCGCUGCAAAACUACGAGAACCCCUACCUCGGAAUGACCAUAGGCGCGACCUACGACUGAAAGACCACUCAGUAUUGUUCAGGGACCAUCUGAUCCCUGAAACGUCCACGCCGGGGCUGUGGUGGUGGGACUCGAACCUCCCGAUCAACCUGGCGGAGAUCGAAGAGUGCAACGAGCUUCACCGUCGAGGGUUGGCUGACGACGAGGCCUACACAGGUCCUCCUCUUGACUGCAGCGACGAUCAGCACGCCGGACCGGGCACGAAUUAUGAUCUCGUUAGCAUGUUACUUAACCUAGCAUGUAAUUCCGUCUUAGGUAUGUCUGAGACAUUCUGUUGCGCGUGAAAAUAGCACGUGCCAGGAAACUAUGUGCAUGCACUCUAUUUGCAUGCAUGUGUGCGCGUGAGCUUUUGGAAUUACAAAUACACCUACCCCCCCCCUCUCUCUCUCUCUCUCUCUAACGGAGAAAGGGGAUGGAUUUCGAAACCAGUGUAUCGUCUUCCUUCUUUUGUAUAUUGUAGCUAUUUUCGACAAUACUAACAAGUAAACGAUAAGAGUGAGUUCAAAAGGGUGUAAAGUGAAGACAAAAGCAAAGAGAUAGAAAGUGGUUAUUUUAACAUAUGAUGAUGGUGAGAAGGGGAAGAGGGAAGACAAGAAGGCUGUCGUGCAUUAGAGGUCAGGUCAAGAGGCUAUUCGGGUAACCGUAAGAAUUCUCCGGUAAUAGUAUGUGUGGACAUGAAGGUAAGAUGGAGGCUAAUCUUACUAGUCGAUUCAUCC